AUGCUAAAAAUCUUAAUUCCAACAAUUAUGCUUUUCCCAACCAUUUGACUAACACCCUCAAAAUGACUCUGAACCACCACGACACUCCAAAGCCUAAUUAUUGCCCUAAUUAGCCUUACCUGAAUUAAAUGAUCAUCAGAAACAGGUUGAACCAUGUCUAAUCUCUAUAUGGGUAUUGACCCCCUUUCAAUGCCGCUACUAAUCCUAACCUGCUGAUUACUGCCACUAAUAAUCCUUGCCAGUCAAAAUCAUGUUAAAACAGAACCAAUCAGCCGACAACGAAUCUAUAUUACCCUCCUAACCUCCCUACAAACUUUUCUAAUUAUAGCAUUUGGAGCCACCGAAAUCAUUAUAUUUUAUAUCAUAUUCGAAGCAACCUUAAUCCCAACUCUGAUUAUUAUUACCCGUUGAGGAAAUCAGGCCGAACGCCUCAGCGCCGGAACCUACUUCUUAUUUUACACCUUAGCAGGCUCGCUCCCCCUAUUAGUAGCCCUCCUCUUACUACACCAAAAUAUAGGCACUCUUUCAAUAUUAACCAUUCAAUACUCCCAACCACUAAACCUCAAUUCAUGAGGAGACAAAAUCUGAUGGGCCGGAUGUUUAAUUGCAUUCCUAGUAAAAAUACCCCUAUACGGAGUCCACCUAUGAUUACCAAAAGCCCACGUUGAAGCCCCAGUAGCAGGUUCCAUAGUACUAGCAGCAAUUCUCCUAAAACUAGGAGGCUAUGGCAUAAUGCGCAUAAUAAUUAUGUUAGACCCACUAUCCAAAGAUCUUAUCUACCCAAUUAUGGCCCUUGCCCUAUGAGGAAUUAUUAUAACCGGCUCAAUUUGUUUACGACAAACAGAUUUAAAAUCAUUAAUCGCUUACUCAUCCGUAAGCCACAUAGGUUUAGUAGCAGGAGGAAUCCUAAUUCAAACCCCAUGAGGAUUUACCGGAGCAUUAGUAUUAAUAAUUGCCCACGGACUAGUUUCAUCCGCCCUAUUCUGUCUAGCAAACACAAUAUAUGAACGAACCCACAGCCGAACAAUGAUCCUCGCCCGCGGCCUACAAAUCAUCUUUCCACUCACAGCCACAUGAUGAUUUAUCUCUAAUCUAGCAAACCUAGCACUUCCUCCUCUACCCAAUCUAAUAGGAGAGCUAGUAAUUAUCACAGCAAUAUUUAACUGAUCCCCCUGAACCCUAAUUUUAACUGGAGCCGGAACACUAAUCACUGCAGCCUACUCCUUAUACUUAUUCCUAAUAACACAACGAGGCCCAGUCCCAAAACACAUCAUUAAUUUACAACCAUAUCAUACACGAGAGCACCUCCUCAUAGUUCUCCACCUACUCCCCGUUAUUCUACUCAUUAUGAAGCCCGAAAUCAUAUGAGGCUGAUGAUAUU
This is a messenger RNA of Hemibagrus wyckioides, 1381 nucleotides long. Lineage: Eukaryota; Metazoa; Chordata; Actinopteri; Siluriformes; Bagridae. The record is from the annotation of a RefSeq genome assembly.